AGUGGACUUGCCCAUAACCUGUUACCGCAUGUGGAAAGGGCGAAGGCACUAGGAAAUGAACACUUGGUUGUGUGUGAAUGAGAGCAUCAGCGUAAGCAUACCGAAACAUAAAUAUUCUCGCUCCCAUUCCUAUUCUUUUCCGCCAAACCCACUCCCACUCCCUUCUUUUCUGCGCCUCAAAUCCGUUUCUUCUCUCCCCAAACAACAAGCCUUAAACGUCUCUUUGACUCGCCACUCAACUCACUCACUCCAAAUGGCCGAUUCUUCCAUCUCCGAUUCCGACUCCAGCCAUCCUCAUCCAGAGUAUGCAGAGAUUGUUGUGGUGCGUCAUGGUGAAACAGCAUGGAAUGCUGAUGGAAGAAUUCAGGGACAUCUAGAUGUUGAAUUAAACGAAGCUGGAAGACAGCAAGCAGCUGCAGUGGCUGAUAGACUAUCCAGGGAGCCUAAGAUCUCUUUUAUAUAUUCUUCCGACUUGCAACGAGCUUAUGAAACAGCACAGAUUAUUGCAUCCAGAUGUGGAGGGCUAGAGGUUAUCAAGGAUUCUGACCUACGGGAAAGACACCUAGGGGAUCUUCAAGGCCUUAUUUAUCGUGAAGCAGCAAAGACUCAUCCCAUAGCCCACAAAGCUUUUUCAUCUAGGAAUGAAGAUCAAGAAAUCCCAGGUGGUGGAGAAAGUAUUGCCCAGCUUUUCCAGCGCUGCACAUCUGCAUUGCAGAGAAUUGGAAGAAAGCAUAAAGGGGAGAGAGUAGUAGUUGUUACUCACGGAGGAUUCAUUCGAUCACUUUACAGGUGGGCGUGCCCAAAUGGGAGGCCUGCUGGGAAGAUACAUAACACAUCAGUGAAUGUUUUUCACAUGUACGGUGAGGACAAAUGGACCUUAAAAUUGUGGGGUGAUGUUAGCCAUCUUAGCCAAGAUGAGUUUCUGGCAUCAGGGUUUGGGGGUGACAGAACUUCAGGUUAGGCUGUAAUACCAAUCCUUGCUUGUCCUUACCACUGAUUAUGGUUGCUUCUCUUCCAAAUGUAACAAUAAAGUGUUAGUUUUGAGCAAGAAGAGAAGGAAAGAAUUUUAGGCUUGUUAAUUUACACUUUUAUAGCUUAGUAGCAACUAGAGAUCACUCGGGUAGUUCAUCAACCUCCAUUGAGUUAUUAUUAUUGUUAUUGUUGUAAGCUUAAUUUUUACAUUGUGUAAUUCCUUCAUAAAUUUGAUUGAUUGUGCACUUCCCAA
Molecule: messenger RNA, 1225 nt
Organism: Arachis duranensis
Lineage: Eukaryota; Viridiplantae; Streptophyta; Magnoliopsida; Fabales; Fabaceae
Product: phosphoglycerate mutase-like protein 4
Exons: 7
Coding region: 56-961 (301 amino acids)
Cellular component (GO): cytoplasm; cytosol
Molecular function (GO): phosphatase activity
Source: RefSeq, a predicted model, not a curated record